AUUUAGUAUUCGCGAACAUGUCGAGGGAGGUAGUAGUUGCGGGAGCUGCAUUUAUAGCUAUGUAUUUACUCGUGGAGGAAAAUGAAGAUGAAAAUAAACCACGCCGUCGUCGCCGUUGGUGGAAAACACAAUUAUAUAAAAAAAGAGCCGGUUCGGAAUUGAUGAUUGAUUUAAAAUCUCAGGAAUUAAGUGGGCAAUACAAAACUUCACACGUA
Acanthoscelides obtectus is the source of this 215-nucleotide messenger RNA. The record is from the annotation of a GenBank genome assembly. Lineage: Eukaryota; Metazoa; Arthropoda; Insecta; Coleoptera; Chrysomelidae.